AAGUAACAAGUCAAGAUGCCGAUGCUGCCAUGGCUCACCUCACCUGUCAUGUUACACUCUUCUCGCGACCCUGGAGAGUGUACCAUGACCCCUGAGCAAUGUGCCUACAAACACCGAUACUGGGUAUUCUGGUACGAAGCUGAUCAUCGCUACAGCCUACCAACAGUAGCCUUUUUCCUGGUUGCCAUCAUGCUUUUCACAAUGGCUCGGUUGAUACGGCUGUUCACGCCGCGAUCAUGGAAACGACUUUCCGGAUGGGCGCGAUUGAUGGCAGUCUUUCGAACAUUGUCUUAUAAGAAGUUGUGGAUUCUAGGAAGCAGCACCCAGUCAAUUGGCGCCCUUUUUCUGGCGGCGGUUGGUGUUGUCUAUUUCCUCGCAAUGACUCUCGCUCCUCGUCCUUACUACUGGCCCAACACGAUGGAAAUCAACUAUGGAAACUCUCCCCCGAUUGCAACUCGCUCUGGAUUCAUGGCACUGGCCUGUAUGCCGUUCAUUUAUAUGCUGGCAGCGAAAGCGAGUCCAAUCACGUUACUAACGGGAAUCUCUCACGAGUUAUUAACCAACUGGCAUAGCUGGGCUGCCUGGGCAAUGUUCGUUCUCGCUCUGGUACACACCUUCCCCUUCAUCGUCUAUCACAUUCAGAUGGGUGAUAUCGUGGAACAAUGGAAUGACGGAGGUCUCUGGGUAACGGGAGUCGUGGCAUUGCUUGCACAAGCGUGGCUCACAUUUGGAUCUAUCCCAUGGCUUCGUAAUCGGUACUAUGAAUUCUUCAAAUCGACCCAUUUUAUAGCGGCAUUGGUAUUCAUCGUCUUCUUUUUCUUCCACUGCGACUAUACCCUGUCCUCGUGGGAUUACUUCAUCGCCACUGCUGUUCUUUACACUCUGUCCUGGUGCUAUUCGCAAUGCAAGACAUAUUUCGAGUAUGGUGUCGGCCACGAAGCGCGUCUUCAACGGGAAAGCAACGGUACACUAAAAAUCACGAUCAACUCAAGGAAGGCGAGGUGGACAGUGGGACAGCAUAUCUAUCUUCGUUUCUUAGCUGGUGGCAUAAUGCACGUGUUAACCGCUCACCCAUUUACCAUUUGCUCGAUGCCUCAUACCGAUCCGGCGGAAAAGGCAAGUCAGCUGGUGUUCUACAUCCGACCGCGAGGUGGCGAUACGAAAUUCUUGAUGGCGCAGGCGAUAAAACAUCCCAACACUGAGAUCCCAGUGCUGAUGGACGGGCCGUACGGUGGAAUUCCGAGCACACAGUUAAAUUUCUCUGACAGCGCACUAGCAGUCGGCGGCGGUGCUGGUGCCGGUUUCACUCUCGCUGUCAUUGAACAUAUCUUGCAGAGGUAUAUCGUCACUAGAAAGGCAAACAGAAGACUGAAAGUAAUCGUUGCCACACGCGAACCAGACACGCGGAUAUGGUAUAUUGAAGCAUUAAAAGAUAUCGCCCAUCGCUAUCCACUGUCUAAAGAGGCUUUUGCUGGUAUAUCAGUCGAUAUCCACGAGACAGGAGAGUCCGGGUCCCAAGAGGAGACCGUAAAUAAUCGCUCGGAUCUCGAAAAAGCACAGGGUUCGACGACAGUCCAGCUGAACAAUGAAGAAUCUGGCGACUCUCAGGAUCCAUCCAUCACCGAUAUGUUCAACGUCAACCUUUAUAAAGGCCAGCCCAAUCUCCGAGUCACCACUAAGGAUCUUAUUGCUGACCAGGAAGAUGCGACGAUUGGGCUAUUAGCGUGUGGUCCGUCAUCCAUGUCUCAUGAUAUGAGCGAGGCGGCAGUUUCUGCCCAGCAACAGAUCAUCAGCGGACAGCUUAAAGCCAGGGAGGUGUGGUAUCAUUCGGAAAGUUUUUCGUACUGAAGUGAGAUAUGAUAAAUAAUUUUUCUUAGCUAAUUGAUAGUCGUUUAGAAAUACUCAGACGAACACUUGAUUAU
This is a messenger RNA of Talaromyces stipitatus ATCC 10500, 1922 nucleotides long. Its product is annotated as ferric reductase transmembrane component, putative. Gene Ontology annotation, biological process: intracellular iron ion homeostasis; iron ion transport; copper ion import. The transcript has 5 exons. The record is from RefSeq and is a predicted model, not a curated record. Gene Ontology annotation, cellular component: plasma membrane. Gene Ontology annotation, molecular function: ferric-chelate reductase activity. Bases 16 to 1848 code for a protein of 610 amino acids. NCBI's taxonomy places the organism in Eukaryota, Fungi, Ascomycota, Eurotiomycetes, Eurotiales, Trichocomaceae.